This is a messenger RNA of Capsella rubella, 417 nucleotides long. RefSeq names its product non-specific lipid-transfer protein 2. The coding region runs from base 35 to 322 and encodes 95 amino acids. The record is from RefSeq and is a predicted model, not a curated record. Gene Ontology annotation, biological process: lipid transport. The transcript has a single exon. Lineage: Eukaryota; Viridiplantae; Streptophyta; Magnoliopsida; Brassicales; Brassicaceae.
CAAAAUCUCAAACACUAUCAAUAUAAGUCAAGACAUGAAGUUCAUUACAUUAGUCUUCAUCGCCUUUGCUCUGUCGUCUCUUGCUCUAACCAAAACAAUGGUUUCAGCAGAAAUAGUGAAAGCAACAUGUGCUGUGGAAGAUCUUCAAGUAUGCAAAUCAGCAGUGACUACUGAAAGCCCACCAUCGAUGGAAUGUUGUGCAAAGCUGAAAGAAGAACAGUCAUGUAUAUGUGAUUACUUGAAAGAUCCAUCAGUUAGUCAGUAUAUUACAGCUGCUAAAAGAGUUUUAGCAGCUUGUGAUAUACCUUUGCCUAGUUGUUGAACUUUAAAAUAUUGAUCACAUAAUCUAUGAUUAUAUAUGAUAUUGGAAGUUUAUUAUGUCAAGGUUAUUGACUUGAUUAAAUAAAAUGUUAGUUU